AUGGCGCCCCGAGGCGAGCCCGGCCCGACGCCGGACUCGCCGCGAGCGCGGGCGCCGGGCGAUGCGCGCGGGGGAACGACCGACCCCGCGUCCCGAGCCCCCGCGACCGGGGACGGCACCGAGGCGUCCAAGCUCUGGUACGAAAAACUCUGGGAGGAGCACCAGAGGAACACCGACGCCACCGUGAAGUUCUUCGAGGAGGAGCACAAGAAGAACGUGCAGAAAUUCGAGGCGGCGAUCGAGGACAUCAAGAAGACUGCGGAGGAGGCCGUGGACGGGCUCCAGUCGCAGUUCGAGGGACGCAAGAGCCUGAAGAAGCUGCGAGAGGAGCGGGAUGCCGCGUUGAAGUCCAUGAGGAACGCUCAGACCAAGCUCGUGGCCGCCUCCAGGGAGGUGCAGGCCGCGGAGACCGCGCUGAAGGACGCGGGCGGUCCGAAACGCGCGCCCCAAGAUGCGGUCAAGCGGUGCACGCUCGCCAGGUCCUCCCUGCUCCUCGCGCGCUCCGAGUUUGGCGCCGCGCGUGCCGCCAAGGACGCCGCGGAGACGGCGGUGACCCAAGCGGAGGUCCAACUCGCCAAGCAGCUCAAGGAGCGAAACGUCAUGAACCUCCUGUUCAAGCGCAAGCUCACGCCGGAGGAGGAGGAGGAGCAGCGAUUGCAACUCGAGGAGACGCGACGCAUCUCCGCCGCGCUCGCCAUCCAGCGAAACUACCGCGCCCGGCUGGAGGUCAAACGGCAAAACGCGAAGAAGGCGGAGCGACGUAAGCGCGCGGCACUCGCGGUGUUCAACGUCCUGCGCGCCGUGCUCUACGCGUUCGUCAUCUACCUGUCUCUCUCGUGGGCGAGGACGGAGGGGCGGUACGCUCUGGCGAGGAUCAAAUCCAACGUCGCCGAAGCUGCCACGAACCGAUGGGCCGUCGCGCGGGGUUCGAUCGAAUCGUUCGCGCCCCUCGCGCACGACUACGCGCGGUACGGCGUCGCGUCCGGGAUCGAGGCUGGGGAGAACGUGGUGCUCCGGAAGCGUAACCGGGAGCUGCGAGACUCGGCGGCGUCGCUCGAGUCGCAGCUGGAUUCGACUCGGAGGGCGCUGGAGACGACGCGCGGCUGUGCGGGGGACGCGGCGGGGGCGGGCCCGUCGAACGAGACAAAGGACGUCGCCGCGAGGGCGCGCGUGGCGGAGCGGCGCGCGGAUGCGCUCGGCGUGGAGGUGCACGCGCUGCGGGCGCUGGCGACGCGAUGCGGCGGCGCGAGUGGGGGCGUUCGGUCCGACGGUCCAACCGACGAAUACGAUACGUCAAACCCGAUGCGCGCGUGGCUCGACGACCCCGGCGUCGGCUUCUCCGCGCAGGUGGCUCGAGCCGCCGUGGACGCCGCGUCCGUGGCGUCGGAGGAGCGCGUGCGAUCCGCGGUACACGCGGCUCGAGCCGCGUCGGAUGAGGCGGAUGGGUUCAAAAUCGAGACGGAACUCCUCCGAUCCCUCGUCGACGACGGCUUCCUCCCUGCAGGCGGACCCGGCGGUAAAUCCGGCUGGGGCGCGGCGGGCGGAGGCACGUGCUGGGCGGAGGCUGCGGCGGCGGCCUCGAGGGCUCGCGCCGAGACGGCCAAGGACGCGGCCGAGGCGGCUAAGGCGGCGGCGGCGCGGCUGAUGGACGAAAAGCUGGCGGCGUACGCGGCGGCGAGGCGCGAGGCGGAGGCCCGCGCGGACGAGUACGCGAUCGAGCUCGAGGCGCUCAAGGCGGCGGGACCCGAGCUCGCGGGCGUCUCCUCGACGGGACCCGGGCUCGGGGCGUCUUCGUCUUUUUCGUCUUCUUCUUCCUCGACAAACGGAAACGGGGGUUUAACGUCGGGUUUAGCGACGGUUCCCCCGUUUGUGGUGGCGCAUCCCGACCCGAACGCGCGGCUGAAGAUCGUCGGAGCCGCGAAGCUCGUCGCCGCGGCGAGGGUCGCGAGCGAGCGCGUGGAGCAGGCGGCGGAGGCGCUCAGGGACGCCGAGGCUCGCGCCGAGGCGAGGAGGAUCGAGGUGGAGACGCUCGAAUUUUUGCUCGGGGGUAACGGCACCGCGGGCGGCGCGAUGGAAAGGGCGCGCGGGUACGUCGUCGGCGCGCCCAAGGCGGCGGAGGCUGCGAGGGACGCCGCCCAUGCCCUGACGCACAAGCGGCUUCGCGCGGAGGAGGAGGCCAGGGCCCAGGCGGAGACCCGAGCGGAGGUGUACCGCGUCGAGCUGGCGUCUCUUCGAGCCGUGGAGGCGGAGCGCGCCAAGGCGAACGCGCGACGAAGCCGUGGAGGCGGACCGUUCGGUACGGGCUCGGGGUCCUGCGCCUUACCCCCCGGCGUUACCCGGGACGGGGAGGUGGCGACGCUCGUCAAGGAGGUGGCGCGUCUCGAGAGGGAGCUCGAGGCGGCGAAGGCGGAUUUAGCGUCCGGGGCGUACGCUGCUCCGGUAUCCAUCGCCGACGCCGCCGCCGCGUCCACCAGGGCGGCCAACGAGGCCGCUAUAGAGGCUGAGGCUGCCUCGGCGGCGGCGUCCGACUCCCUCGCAUCCGUCGCCUCGGUUCGUUCGACGAAGAGCCUGCCUCGCAGGUUCGCCGCCUUUCUCAUCUCCGUCGUCACGGGCGAGCCCGCGGAUUUGGCGAUUCACAACGCGCUCCUCGAGCGGCGGAUCACGGCGAUGAGCCGGCGGAUGGCGUCCGCCGCGGGACCGGCGUGCGCCGCGGCGCUGAGCGACGCCAUCGACGACAGGAUCGACGCCGAACGACACGCGGCGGCGCUUCAGAACGAGCUCGACGCGGCGCAGCGGUUGACGGCGACGGUGGCGGCGGAGUCCUUCCUCGGCGGCGACGCCGCGGCGGAGGCGUUGAGGACGGCGUCGGACGCGCACCGCAUGCUGCUCGUCAAGGAACGGCACGUCGCCAAGGCGGCGCUGGAGACGUGCCGAUCGCACGCGGCUGCGGCGCAGCAGCGAGCGUUCGCGUCUGCCCUCGCCGCUCAGCACGCGUCGGAACUGUCGGAGCGGCGGGAGCGGGAGCUCGAGCUCGAGCGCGUCGAGGACCGAAAGGACCGAGCGAUCCGGCGCGCUGUGCGUGGUGUGAAGACGCGCUCCAUCGAUCCGGGCACGAUGAGCUCCGGCGAGGACGACCUCGACGAAUUGUCGGACGAAAAGUGGGACGAAUCGCCGGAGAAAAAAUCGGGAAAAUACGACGACGACUCGUCCGCGUUUUGGCCCGAGCUCCCCGCGUCGUUGGCCGCGCUCGAGUCCGCGUACGAAGCCGCCAGGGACGACGCCUUCCGGUUGGAGUCCACCGUGGAGACGCUGCGCGGGCGGGUGCGCGACGCCGAGCGGCGCGCGCGUGUCGCCCCCGGCACCGCGGACGCGUGGGGCGCUCCUCGGGUCGAGCCGUGGGGACUCUUCAACGCGGUUGCCUGCUCCGCUUUUUUCCUCACCCUGUUUGCCAACAGGCGCGUCGCGGGACUCGCCGUGGCGCACGCGCUGCUUCGCGCGCGGUGGUCGCGCGCCACCGCGCGGGCGCGCGACCUGAGGGUGCAGCUUGACGCCGCGGUGGACGCCGCGGCGGUGGCGAGGCAGCGGCUCUACCAAAACGUCAGCGACGAGAAGGCGAUCGGAACCACGGUGGAUGAGCUUCGCGCGUCCAUCCGCGCGCACGCCGCGCUCAACGACGCGAUUCGCGCCGAUAACGACGGGUUACGGAAGCAGCUCCUGGACGCGUCGGCGUUCGACUCGGAGGCGCACUACGCGUCCGUCGUGGCGGAGAGGCACACCGCCGAGCUUCUCUCGCUUCGAGCCGAGGUUGAGAAGCUCCGGGCCGCGAGGUUGGACGUUUCGGCGGAGGCGGCGAGCGGCGCGGCGGCUGGUUUCGAGGAGAUGGGCGACGAUUUAAGGGAGGGGGGCGCCGUGGCCAGUCACAGGCAAGGGGUGUUCGCGGCGAGGGACGCGGCGGAGCGCGAGGCGGCGUUGCUCCGAGAGGAGGCCAAGGCGCUCCGCGAGGCGAACGAGUCUCUGCUGGCGACGUCCGAGAAGCUUCGGCUCGAGAACCACGAGCUCCUGUCGGAGCUCAUCGAGGACGGGACGCUGACGCAGGGCCUGUCGGCGUACCAGGCUGCGAAGUUCCUGAAGCAGCAGGCGGUCGAAGCCGGCGAGCAAGCCGCCGCGGAGAGGAUCGUGAGGACCGAGCUCGCGCGAAGGUUCACGCGGCUCGUGGCCGAGGCUAAGAACGCGCGCUACUCCACGGCGUUCAUCUUCCUCGGCGCCUCCGUCGCCGUCGGCCUCGUCACCUACGCGCACCUUCGGGGCGACGCGAUGUCCGCGAUGCUCUCGCCGGCGCCCGCCCCGCUGAGGUUCAUCGCGCCGCACCUCACCGUCCUCGGCGCGCUCACCGCGGUCGCGUUUGCGCUGUGGGCGGUGGCGUACUCCAAGCCGUCCCCCGAGGCUGCCGCCGCGAUGACCCCGAUCACGCGAGUCGCCCUCGUGGACGAAGACGACGUGGAGCUGAUGGAAUCCGAUUGGACGCGGACGUCGCCGGAAGGGAAGAGGCGGGCGCGUCGGGUCGCUCCGCCGUCGACGGACGCGUCUUCGAUGGACGAGGGGAGACGCGGCGAGCGUCCUCGGCCGAGUCGCGCCGCCCCUCCCGAGGAACGAAUCACGGAGCGGCUCGACAUUCGCGAGCUUCAGGCGGCGGUCGUGGGCGCCGACGCGAUGAUCAAGCCGAGCUCGUGGGGCGCGGGACUCGCCGAGGCGGCGGCUAGGGGCUUCCGGAGCCCGGAUGAGCACCCGGAGGCUGCGGAGGAGCGGCGCGCUCGCGACGUGGAGAUCGCGCGCAUCCGCAGGGAGCUUCAACACGCCAAGCAGCACGCCGCGAGGGUGAGAAGCGGUAAGCCACCGAGUCGAGCCGGACGGGAGGCUUCGGGCGGGGAGAGCUCGGGGCGGCGGGGGGGCCCUUCGGACCAGCCCGCGCGGCUCUCCGUGUUCAAGGCGAAGGAUGUCAUCCUCACGGAGCAGGAGGAGCGGGCGCAGUUGGCCGCCGCGGAGGCGUCGGCGAGGGAAGGGUCGCUCCAAUCGCAGGUGGACAUGCUGCGCGAUAAGAACGAGCUCAUGAGCAAGGAGCUCGCGAAGCUUCGCAGGAAGGCGGAGAGGGCUGAGGAGGAGGCGGAGGCGGCUCGCGCGGAGGCGUCGCUCUAUGUGUCCACCCGAAACUCGCCGGGCGUGUCGAUGAAGACGUCCGGCCGCGCCAGCCCGUCCACGUCGCCGAACGCGGCUCCCGCGCCCGUGUCGCCGGCUGCCGUCAAGCAGGCUCUGAAGAAAAAGGGGAGGUAG
Messenger RNA from Micromonas commoda, 5328 nucleotides. RefSeq lists its product with no specific name. Bases 1 to 5328 code for a protein of 1775 amino acids. The transcript has 2 exons. The record is from RefSeq and is a predicted model, not a curated record. Lineage: Eukaryota; Viridiplantae; Chlorophyta; Mamiellophyceae; Mamiellales; Mamiellaceae.